Messenger RNA from Nematostella vectensis (starlet sea anemone), 2492 nucleotides. RefSeq names its product potassium/sodium hyperpolarization-activated cyclic nucleotide-gated channel 2. The transcript has 8 exons. Gene Ontology annotation, cellular component: membrane. The record is from RefSeq and is a predicted model, not a curated record. Gene Ontology annotation, molecular function: voltage-gated potassium channel activity. The coding region runs from base 116 to 2245 and encodes 709 amino acids. Lineage: Eukaryota; Metazoa; Cnidaria; Anthozoa; Actiniaria; Edwardsiidae. Gene Ontology annotation, biological process: potassium ion transport; transmembrane transport.
GUCACAAUUUGAUAAGUGUACCAAACCAAAAUGCAAACUUGAUGUAAUCUCGCGUUCUCCUCUGCGGAGGAGGGCUGAUGAAAAGGGUUUUUAUUGAACGAAAAAACUCUGCACUAUGGUUAAGAAAGAUAUAAAUGAUGCAAGGUGCACCAAAUGUGGCCUUAUUCAGCCAUGCCCUUGUGUAACCGACAAAAAUUUUUAUGGUGCACAUGACACCAUAGAGGAACCGCUGGUAAUAUUCAACAAGAGGCCAAGACGACAUACAACACCCUUGCCAGGUGCAGAGGCAUUUCAACAUGAGAAAGUCUUUCGAAAACGCUCUAACAUAGUAGAAGUGGCAAAAACAGCAGAUAAUGUUGCGAGAGCUGGAGCACACCAUCAAAGAUUUGCCUCCCGAACUCUGUCGUACAUUCGAGAGAUCUUCAACGCCAAUCCAGACAACAAACUCGCGCUAAAGUUGUUCGGCAACAAGGCAGCUGUGAUGCUAGAACAGAGACGACAAAGCCAACAAGGAAAAGGCGUCAUUCAUCCUUUUAGCACCUUUCGAUGGUAUUGGGAUAUUCUGCUGAUCAUCUUCAUCUUCAUGCACGUGCUUCUUCUGCCUGUCAGCAUUGCCUUCUUGAGUGAUGACCUCUCCAUCCAUUGGCUUAUCCUCAAUGGCGUUUCCGACGUCUUCUUUGUAGUUGACAUUUUUCUGAACUUUAGAACUGGCAUAGUAGAUCCCAAUAAUCAGGAAGAGGUUAUCUUGGACAAGAAGGUGAUAAGUAUGAUGUACCUGCGCGGUUGGUUUAUCAUCGAUUUGGCUUCAUCGCUACCGUUCGACUACGCAUAUUUUAUUGCUUCGUCCACAACAGAAGAACAAACCCUUCUCAGAGCUUCCAGGGCCUUGCGGAUUCUAAAACUUGCUAAGCUUCUAAGUCUUUUGCGUUUGCUGCGAGUAUCAAGGCUGGUUCGAUACAUGACAAGGUUUGAAGAGCUUUUGAAUAUAGCAAAAGGUCAACUUCGGAUAAUGAAGCUGAUAUGUUGUAUGUUGGUGUUGUCUCACUGGAAUGGAUGUAUUCAGUUCUUUGUCCCGUACCUCCAAGAGUUCCCUGAUGACUCUUGGGUCUCCACCAGCAACCUUAAAACCGCCUCUCCUGGUGAACAGUACAGUUGGUCCUUAUUCAGGGCGUUGUCUCAUAUGUUAUGCAUCGGCUACGGACACUAUCCUCCACAAAACUUGACAGAUCUUUGGUUGACUGUCUGCAGUAUGACCGCCGGGGCCACGUUUUACGCUGUCUUUAUCGGUAUCAUGUCCAGUCUCAUCAUGUCCAUUGACUCUUCGGGCAGGCUUUUCAACGAGAAGUUGAAUCAAGUUGAAGAAUAUAUGCGUUAUCGAAAGCUCCCGUUACGGAUUCGUCUUCAAGUACAAGACUUUUACGAGCAUCGGUUCCACCACAAGCUGUUUGAUGAGGAUGCUAUUCUAACUGAGCUGUCUAAGAACCUUCGUGAGACCAUUCUAGUGCAUAACAUCAAGCCCCUCCUGACCACCGUGCCGUUCUUUAGUGGCGCCAGCAUUAGCUUUAUCACCGACAUUGUCACCAAGCUUAAAUUCGAAGUGUUUCUUAAUGGGGACUACAUCUGCCGCAGCGGCCAUCGUGGUGAUAAGAUGUACUUUAUCCAAAAGGGAAUCGUGGAUAUACUGACCCGAGAAGGCGCCUUGGCGACCAGUCUUGGUGACGGUUCGCACUUUGGAGAAAUCUGUUUGCUGACGAAGGAAGCGCGUCGCGUGGCAUCCGUGCGAGCGGCCACCACGUGCGAUGUAUAUAGCCUGUCUGCCACCCACUUCCACGAGGUCCUGCAAGAUUACCCGGAGAUGAAGUCCGUGCUAGAGGAAGUAGCCAAGGAGAGACUCUCGCGACUAGGGCUCAAACCGAAACUCUCUGAGAUACAAGUCUCAAAAGACCACAAAAGAUCCGUAUUUGAGUUUGAAGAUGGCCAUGAAAACAUCCCUCUUACACUACCGCUUACGCCUGCUCCUGAACCGAGCGCGGAACCAGCUGAUGUAGGAACAUCUUUGUUUGUCCCCAAAAAAGGAAAAGUUGGCGGUGUCCUAACCCAAGCAUUUAUCAAAUCUGUCGCCCCUGGACUCGCGUCUUUCGUAGAACACAAACACCACUAUUCCGUUGAUCUCUCCGACGACAACAGUGAUAAUGACGAAGUGGAGAUGGACGAGGAUGUUCUUGCUCUCAUCGCAGACUUCUAAUCCUCACUAGUUAAUUCUUCCUUUAUUAAUCGCCAGAGAAGUAAAUUACCUCAACCAAUCACCAAUUUUCUCAGUAAUCGUCCGUGUACUAGUAUGACGCAUUAUUACUACUUAAGUUUCAAUUUGUCAUUGUCUUCUGAACAUUUCCAACUUAAAAUCAUUUCUAUUCUACCGAUAAAAGACUCACUUGUUUUGGAAUACCUGUACCUGUUUUGAAAUUAAUGAUUCUGUAAAAUUGGAAAACCGA